This is a messenger RNA of Abrus precatorius (Indian licorice), 1423 nucleotides long. RefSeq names its product probable protein phosphatase 2C 63. NCBI's taxonomy places the organism in Eukaryota, Viridiplantae, Streptophyta, Magnoliopsida, Fabales, Fabaceae. The transcript is spliced from 4 exons. Gene Ontology annotation, molecular function: cation binding; protein serine/threonine phosphatase activity. The record is from RefSeq and is a predicted model, not a curated record. The coding region runs from base 71 to 1198 and encodes 375 amino acids. Gene Ontology annotation, biological process: protein dephosphorylation.
CUCGUUUGUUCAAGUACCGUGGACCACAGUGACCACACCCAACGACACAGAGAAACAGAGAGAAAAAAAGAUGUUGGAGCUGUGCCGCAGGCAACUUGAGAUGUGCUUUGGUGGUGAAGGCAACGACGAUGAUCUCCUCUGGCACAACGAGUCAAAGCCCCAUGCUUCAAGGGACUAUUCAAUUGCAGUGGUUCAAGCCAAUUCCUCCUUGGAAGACCAAGCCCAAGUCUUUACCUCUCCCUCCGCAACCUAUGUUGGCGUAUACGACGGCCACGGUGGACCCGAAGCUUCGCGUUUCAUCACCAACCAUCUUUUCAACUUCCUUAGCAAGUUUGCGACAGAGGAAGGUGGUUUGUCGGAGGAAGUGAUAAAGAAGGCUUUCGAGGCAACUGAAGAGGCGUUUUUGCGUUUAGUGAGGCAAUCGUGGAUUGCACGGCCACAGAUUGCUUCAGUGGGUUCGUGUUGCCUUCUGGGAGCGAUUUCGAAUAACGUUCUUUACGUUGCUAAUUUGGGGGAUUCGAGAGCGGUUUUGGGUCGUAAAGCAUUGAAAGGAAAGGUGAAUUGUGGUCCUGUGGUGGCAGAGCGUUUGUCCACUGAUCAUAAUGUUGGAGUGGAAGAGGUCAGAAAGGAGGUUGAGGCUCUUCACCCUGACGAUGCACACAUUGUGGUUUGCACUCGUGGAGUUUGGCGAAUCAAGGGCAUUAUUCAGGUCUCAAGAUCCAUUGGAGAUGUUUACCUAAAAAAACCAGAGUUUGACAACAAUCCUCUGUUCCAACAAUUUGUAUGUCCGCUAUCUUUGAAGAGACCUGUAAUGACAGCAGAACCAUCGAUAUUGACGCGAAAAUUGAAGGCAGAAGAUCUGUUUUUGAUCUUUGCAUCAGACGGACUUUGGGAGCAUUUAACUGAUGAAGCAGCUGUUGAAAUAAUAUUCAGAAGUCCCAGAACAGGAAUAGCAAAACGGUUGGUGAGAGCUGCAUUGGAAGAGGCUGCAAAGAAAAGAGAAAUGAGAUAUGAGGAUUUAAAGAAAGUUGAGAAAGGUCUAAGGCGUCAUUUUCAUGAUGAUAUUACAGUGAUCGUUCUAUACCUGGAUCAUUCACAAGAAUCUCUGAAGGGGAGGUCAAGCCAUCAAGGAGUCCAUGGUUGCAUUGAUACUCCUGUCGAUGUCUUCUCGCUGAAAUCAGAUGAAACUGACCGGUGAACUCAAUAAGCUACUAGCACUAGAGUCUUGACUUCUUUUUACCUAGAAAUUGGUCAAAUAUAAAAUGAUAGUAAUCAGCGUGGCCGGAUCGAAGAGGUUGUAAAUGUGAUGUAAAUUGGCAAUUGCUGAUUAACGAUGCUGACAAUGUGGUGCUGUAAAAGAGUGGUCAUCUUUUAUAUUGAUGGUAUCCUUUUCAUUUCUCAAGGAAAAUUGAUAAAAUUCUGU